Somion occarium is the source of this 3189-nucleotide messenger RNA. Lineage: Eukaryota; Fungi; Basidiomycota; Agaricomycetes; Polyporales; Cerrenaceae. The record is from the annotation of a GenBank genome assembly.
GACGCGUCUUGGGUGUGUAAGACCGCGACUGGCCAACUAUAACAGACUACCGAGUAGUACUGUAACAUCAUUCCCGCUACAACCCAGCCAUCGCACACACGGACUGCUUCCAGAUAUGGCCCCCUCUGCAAAAUCCACAAAAGCCCCUACCAAGACAUCAGGCAAAGAUAUUCGUGGCUUCUUUGGUCGUCCCAGCACAACACCAUCUGUCUCGAGCUCCAAGGCUACUCCUAGCGGCUCUGCAAGAGCAAUUCCCAUCGAAAUCAGUGAUGAUGAAGAACCCAGGUGCGUAGCAAUGCACGAUAUUGUUCUGUUGUUACCAAAUUCACAUAUUUACAGAGCUGCCGUGAAGACGGACACCGCACGAUCAGUGCAGAAGAAUUUCAAGACAGCUCGUGUCAUGGAUGACUCUCCGCCUCCGAUGAAGAAGCGAAAGAAACCCGCUGCACUUAUCUCUUCUAGUGACGAGGAUGAACAGGAGAAAGUGUCCCCACCCAAGAAGAAAGUAGCUAAGGCUCCCGCCCGGACAAAUGGCAUCGCGAAAGAAAAACCGGUCACAACCUCUCGUUCUCGUCAAGCUCCAUCGCGCAUCAAAAGGAAGGACGAAGACGAGUUCAUUGUUGAUUCUGAUGAGGACGAAUAUGACAAGCCUGUGCCGAAAAGCUCUAAGAAAGCGAAAGACACACCUGUAAAAUCUACUCCCGCAAUCCACAAGGCAGCCAAGAAACCUACUGCGAAAGCGGACGAUGAGGUUACUAAUGAUUCCGAAAAUAAACCUAAACCUAAACCCAAGUUUAACUGGGCUGCGAAAGCUGCGAAGAUAGCUGCUGGCCCUUCUCAACCAGGGUCGAAACAGGUGCCCACUCCAGCGGAUCCUAACUGUCUCUCCGGAUUAACCUUCGUAUUCACUGGCGAACUUUCCGCUUUCUCUCGUGACGAAGCUGUCGAUUUGGCGAAGCGUUUCGGCGGACGAGUCACUGGACAGCCAUCGUCGAGAACAUCUUAUGUCGUUGUUGGGCAAGAUGCUGGUCCUAGCAAGCUGGCAGCGAUCAAAAAGAACAACCUCAAGACUUUGGACGAGGAUGGCUUCCUAAAUUUGAUCGCCACUCGUGUUCCCGACCAAAGUGAUGAGAAGUUGCAGAAGAAACUGGCUAAGGAACAGGAUGCCAUUAAACAGGCCGCAAUGGAGAUGGAUCGAAGAGAACGGAAGGCGAAGUCUACAACCGCACCUUCCACCCAACUUUGGACGGAUCGAUAUGCGCCUCAGGCCUUAAAGGAGAUUUGCGGCAACAAGGGUCAGGUCGAGAAACUCCAGCAAUGGCUACAAGACUGGCCAGCGAGCUUGAAAUCCGGCUUCAAGAAACCUGGGAAGUCCGGAAUGAAUGUCUUCCGCUCAGUACUUAUCUCCGGUCCUCCUGGUAUAGGCAAGACGACAAGUGCUCAUUUAUGUGCGAAACUUGCUGGAUUUACGCCAAUUGAGUUGAACGCCAGUGACUCAAGAAGCAAAAAGCUAGUAGAGAGUAGCACCAAUAUCUCUAAUACGUCGUUGGACGGAUGGAUGCAUGGUGGAUCCGCGACCAACGUGGCCGGGGUACCCCUCACAGACCGAUCGUGUCUCAUCAUGGACGAAGUCGACGGCAUGUCUGCUGGCGAUCGUGGAGGUCUCGGGGCACUUGUGGCGCUUAUCAAAAAGACCAAGAUCCCAAUCAUAUGUAUAGCGAAUGACAAGAACACUCCUAAAAUGAAGUCCCUUGUGAAUGUAGCGUACAAUCUUCCAUUCAGAAGACCUGAUGCUGCCGCCAUUCGGUCAAGAAUUAUGACAAUUGCUUUCAAGGAGAAGAUGAAGAUUCCCGCGAACGUGGUCGAUGAGCUUGUACAAGGUGCCCAGUCGGAUAUUCGACAAGUGCUCAACAUGCUAUCUACUUGGAAGCUGUCUAGCAACACAAUGGAUUUCGACGAGGGCAAGGCAAUGGCGAAGAUGAACGAGAAAGGAACGAUCUUGACACCAUUCGAUGUCACUCACAAAAUGCUUGGUCCUUACCUGUUCUCAGCGACUUCUCGCGAAACACUCAAUAACAAGAUGGAGCUCUAUUUUCAAGAUUUUUCUUUCAUGCCUCUAUUCAUUCAAGAGAAUUACCUGAAGACAGAGCCCGCCAAGCUAAAGAACGACUCCGGUCCUGAAAGGCAUAUGAAGCACUUGCAACUUAUGGACAAGGCUGCUUCAUCCAUUUCGGAUGGUGACCUAGUGGAUGCACUUAUACAUGGACCAGAACAACAUUGGUCGCUAAUGCCUUUGCAUGCGGUUUGCUCUACCAUUCGACCUGCGUCUUUCUUGUAUGGUAGCGGUGGCGGGUAUGGAAGCCCUCACCCGGUAUCCUUCCCCCAAUGGCUUGGACAGAACUCGAAGCAGAACAAGCUGCAUCGUGAACUGACUGACAUGCAAGCUCGGAUGCGCCUAAAGGUCUCGGGUGACAGGAACGAAACGCGGCAGUCAUACGUCCCGACGCUGUUUACGCAUCUCGUCAAGCCUCUCAUGGACGAAGGAUCAAGUGCCGUCGAUGAAGUCAUAGACAAGAUGGAUGAUUACUUCCUCAAUCGUGAAGAUUGGGAUGCUGUGGUCGAGCUCGGAGUUGGCGAUCAUAAGGAAGAGGUCGUGUUGAAGAAGAUAUCACCAGCCACGAAAACGGCCCUCACCAGAAAGUACAAUGCCAAAGAACACCCAAUUGCAUUCCAUAAGGCAGAGGACUUGGGUAAAGCGGCGAAGAAGAUUGCUGCUCCAGGUCCAGCUCCUGACCUUGAAGAAGCCGUGGAGGUGAGCAUGGAUGUUUUCCAUGUUACCGUAAGUUUGCUCACACGACAUAUGUCAGGUGGAUGAAGAACUAGAAGAAGCAUCUGAGGAGAGUCCCAAGGGCGAUGAUGAUGAUCUGAGCACCGACAGCCUCAUCAAGGCUCCGAAGAAAAUUCAGGUUGCUGGUGGGCCAAAGGGGAAAGCAAAGGCGAAGGCGAAGAAGUAGUAUGAAUAUGGAUGGCCCAGCUUGAGACGGGUUAAUGACUUCAAUCGUAGUAUUUUAAUUACAUGAUGUUGUUUCCGAGCCUGCAUGAUUAUACGUAGUUCGAGCAAAUUGGUGCUGGAAACCCGUUAUCCAAAAGGGCAUGGCGGAAUUUGCAUCGUGGUUGCAGGCCACGAUG